Molecule: messenger RNA, 1657 nt
Organism: Dinoponera quadriceps
Lineage: Eukaryota; Metazoa; Arthropoda; Insecta; Hymenoptera; Formicidae
Product: protein msta, isoform B-like
Exons: 7
Coding region: 72-1529 (485 amino acids)
Molecular function (GO): protein binding
Source: RefSeq, a predicted model, not a curated record
CAACAACAACAAAUCAGUGCAAUCAGUAUCAUCGAGGAGAUAUCAAGACGUCGCAUAGUAUCCUAUCCGCGAUGGAGCCACGGCAGACGGAGGAGUUGCUCCAGCUCCACCUGCGAAAUAACGAUCUUCCGCAAGAUGAGCCUCCCUCGUGGAGAAUCGAGCGGUCCCCCCUGAGCGGCCGCGGCAUGUUCGCCACGCGGGACAUCCGAGUCGGCGAGCUCAUCUUCACGGACGCGCCGUUGCUGUUGGGACCACGAUGCUACAACAAGUGCCUGCCGAUGUGCGUGGUCUGCUACAAGAACGACUGCCCGCUCUUCCCAUGCGAUCACGGCUGCGGCCUGCCGAUCUGCUCGACCGAAUGCGAGAGCUCGGAGGUGCACGCACGGGCCGAGUGCCGGUUCCUUCAAGAGUGGCAGCCUACCUGCGGUUCCACUUGGUCCAAGGAUCUGCUGCUGACGGUGGUGCUGAUACGCAGCCUCGCCCUCUCGCAGGAGCAGCGCCGGGUCUUGGCCAUCUUCCAGUGUCACUCGAAUUUCGUUCCUAAUUAUGAGAUAGACUUGCUGAAGAGAAACGUCACCCACCUGCCCUCCGAGGAGCAACUGGCGUUCAUGAAGCGAACCAGCGAAGUCUUCAAUACAAACUCCUUCGAGGUCGUGGUCAUGCGGGACGAGGAUCGUACGGUGAGUCUACGCGGUCUUUAUCCGACAGGCGCGAUGCAAAAUCAUUGCUGCGUGCCGAACACCAGGCAUCACUUCGACAACCAGCGACGGCUGCACGUGAGCGCAGCGAUGCCCAUUGCGGCCGGCGAAGAGCUCACCAUGUCUUACACCAAUUUGCUGUGGGACACGCGCAACAGAAGACGGUUUCUGCAGGCCACCAAACAUUUCUCCUGCAACUGCAGUAGGUGCUCCGAUCCCUUGGAAUUCGGCUCCCGGCUCGGUGCGCUCCUCUGCGCCAAGGACAGUUGCUCGGGACACCUGUUUCCUCGCGAUCCCCUCAGCCACAAGUCCUCCUGGACUUGCAACAAAUGCCAGACUGGUGUGAACUACAGACAGAUUGAAAGCAUUCGUUCGGUACUGAACGCAUUUGUGCUCGAAGCUGCGUGCAACGCUCCGCGAGAAUUUCCGAGAUUCGUUGAAAUGACAUUGCCCAAAUUGAUACCAACUAGUAAUUACAUCAUGAUGGAUGCCAAGUAUCGUGUAAUCUCCUAUUUCGGUAGAAUUCCCGAUCUCACGUGGGACGAUCUCACCGACGAGGAACUUAGAAUUAAAAAAGCAUUCUGUUACGAUGUGCUUUCCAGCCUGGACGUUUUGAAUUCUGGAGAUUCUAUAAAAAAGGGACUCAUUUUAUACGAGCUGUAUCGUACGAAUCUUGAAUUAUCUAAACGCCAGACUUCCAGAGAUGACAACCAACAGACGCAUCAGCAUGUGAAAGUACGACAGAGUGACGACAACGAGCGUCUGUUACGAAAAGCCAUGAGUAUAUUGCAAAACGAUGUUGGUGCGACUCUCGUUCGCAGAAGUGACUGAUGCAAAUUGACACCGCUUAAAACAGCCGUAUUUAUUGCAUUACAUUCGAUGCUGAAUAUAUAUAUAAAUAUAUAUAUGUAUAUGUAUACAUACAUAUACACAGAAAACAUAAUGCGUAUAUGUACAUA